Messenger RNA from Phyllostomus discolor (pale spear-nosed bat), 4743 nucleotides. RefSeq names its product syntrophin gamma 1 (gene SNTG1). Lineage: Eukaryota; Metazoa; Chordata; Mammalia; Chiroptera; Phyllostomidae. The transcript has 19 exons. Gene Ontology annotation, cellular component: dystrophin-associated glycoprotein complex; intracellular anatomical structure. The record is from RefSeq and is a predicted model, not a curated record. Gene Ontology annotation, molecular function: structural molecule activity; protein binding. Bases 1261 to 2814 code for a protein of 517 amino acids.
AAUAACCUGCAGUUUCUAUCUGGAGGGUCAAAGAAGAAUCUACGACCUCGUUAUUGCGUUUAAUCUAGGAAUUUUAAAUGGGGUUUCUCAGAAUUUAAAGGUGGUCCACCUAAUUGGUAAUCAAUUGCGGAGUCUUCCAAAAUAGCCCCUUUCCUUUUUAUGUAAUGAGAGACUGAAAGGAGCUCUUGCUUUUCUACCGUACAUAAUCUGUAUUCAUUCAUAUUCUCUUUCUCUCUCUCGCCCCUUCCCCCCUCUCUCUUCUCUUUGCUUCCCUCUCGUCCCCAUUCUCCUUCUGCCCCCUUCCCCUCUCCCCCCCUCUCCUGCGCGUGUGCGUGCGUUUCCUUUCAUUUGUCUCAUUGGGAAACUCGUUUAGGGCCUCUGAAAAGUGAGGAGAUGCUUAGAUCUGAUUUCCCACAUAUUCCUGCUUGCAGCGUCAAAUAAUGUCCGGAAACGUUGCCACCAGAUAAAUAUGAGAAUAUUAUUUUGAAGAAGCAAUUAACCCCUACCAAAAUAUAAGGCGCCAGGGGAAAGGUGAGCCUGGAAGACAAGGAAGCCCUUCGCAUUCGCUGGUGGAGGAAAGAGCUAUCUGGGGACGGACUGAAGGUGGGGUUCCAGUCCCCAUACUUCAGCACCAAAGGGGAUGGACAGCGUCUCCAGGCUGGACUGCAGCCACAGGGACACAACCGAGCUGCCUCUGCCGCUGUCCUUGCUGCCACUGUUGUUGCUACGGGCAGCUGGGUUUCCUACUUCUCGAAGCUAAACGGCGGUGCCUCCUAAUAACCCCUCAUCCCCACUGCCCUUCCUUAAUAGACAAAAAUUAACCCUUCUUACCCAUCUGCUACAACUACUGUACAGGGCUCUGAGAAGUACUUUUGUUCCACAGAUUAAACUCAGCAACAACUUCAAGAAUAAUUUUCUACAGGGGCCUGGGAGAAAUGCAAGCAGAAGAGUGAAGUCAAAGUUCUUAGAGGCUCCGAGAAAUCAUGGGCUCUACAAUAGGGGCUGAAAUGCUCAAAGGCCCUCACUUUUUGAAAUAAACAAUGUUCAUGAGAGGAUUGCAACUGUUUUUGGAUAUAGCUUUGUGAGUGGAGGUUGCAGAAUUACUCAAAAUCCUACAUCAGAGAAACUAAAAGACUUCUAAUUUUUCUACUUGGCAGACGACUCUCCAGAAUGGUGAGAUUGCCAGAGAAGUGACUUCUGAUAAAAGAAAAGUAUUGCUCUACUUAAACUCAAACAAAAUCCUUUGCAGUGCCAUAGCACAUGGAUUUCAGGACUGCCUGUGAGGAGACAAAGACAGGAAUUUGUUUGCUGCAGGAUGGUAAUCAGGAGCCUUUCAAAGUUCGGCUGCACCUAGCCAAAGAUAUUUUGAUGAUCCAGGAGCAGGAUGUGAUAUGUGUGUCUGGUGAGCCUUUCUAUUCUGGUGAAAGAACCGUGACCAUUAGAAGACAAACUGUAGGAGGAUUUGGAUUAAGCAUAAAGGGGGGAGCAGAACAUAACAUUCCAGUUGUCAUUUCAAAAAUCUCCAAGGAGCAAAGAGCGGAACUUUCAGGCCUCCUAUUUAUCGGAGAUGCAAUUUUACAGAUAAAUGGAAUUAAUGUGAGAAAAUGCAGACAUGAAGAAGUGGUUCAAGUUCUUCGAAAUGCUGGAGAAGAAGUGACACUAACAGUGUCUUUUUUAAAAAGAGCACCUGCUUUCCUCAAACUUCCACUUAAUGAAGACUGUGCAUGUGCACCAAGUGACCAGAGUAGUGGCACCUCGUCUCCUCUUUGUGACAGUGGCUUACAUCUCAACUAUCAUCCCAACAAUACAGACACAUUAUCAUGUUCUUCAUGGCCAACAUCUCCAGGCUUGAGAUGGGAAAAGCGAUGGUGUGAUCUCAGACUGAUCCCUCUGCUUCAUUGUCGGUUCUCUCAGUAUGUGCCUGGGACAGAUUUGAGUCGGCAGAAUGCUUUUCAAGUCAUUGCUGUGGAUGGGGUUUCCAGUGGGAUUAUUCAGUGCCUCUCUGCUGAAGACUGUAUUGACUGGCUACAAGCAAUAGCUACUAAUAUUUCAAAUCUCACAAAGCACAAUAUUAAAAAAAUCAACAGAAAUUUCCCUGUAAACCAGCAGAUAGUCUACAUGGGCUGGUGUGAAGUACGGGAACAGGACUCUCUUCAAGAUUGUGCAUACUCUCCAAUAUUUCUGGCUCUGAGGGGAUCCUGUCUUUACAAGUUUCUAGCACCCCCAGUGACAACGUGGGAUUGGACUCGAGCAGAGAAAACAUUUUCAGUUUAUGAGAUUAUGUGCAAGAUUCUCAAGGACAGUGACCUGCUGGAUCGGCGGAAACACUGUUUCACUGUGCAGUCUGAGACUGGAGAGGACCUCUACUUCUCUGUGGAGUUAGACUGUGACCUCGCCCAAUGGGAAAGAGCCUUCCAAACAGCAACCUUUCUGGAAGUGGAAAGGAUACAGUGCAAGACUUAUGCAUGCGUGGUAGAAAGUCAUCUAAUGGGACUCACGAUUGACUUUAGCACAGGAUUUAUCUGCUUUGAUGCUGCAACAAAGGCUGUCCUUUGGAGGUAUAAAUUUUCUCAGCUUAAAGGUUCUUCAGAUGAUGGCAAGAGCAAAAUCAAAUUUUUGUUUCAGAAUCCAGAUACUAAACAGAUUGAAGCAAAGGAGCUGGAAUUUUCAAAUCUAUUUGCUGUUCUUCACUGUAUUCAUUCAUUCUUUGCUGCCAAAGUAGCUUGUUUGGACCCCCUCUUUUUAGGCAGUCAGGCUACUGCUUCUGCUUCUGGCAGUUCCACUUCUACAAGCAAAGUAAAGUAUACAACUUGAUAUAACUGAGCUUUGUAUCACCACUUACCAUGACUUUAUAAAUAGAAUAAACAGAUUCAUCAUUUUAGACCUCAGAGAAACAAUAAUAUCAUCAGGUCAACAGUGAAGUCAAAAUAAAAUUUCAUCAGAAAAAAAAAUGCUCAUAAGGGGAUCUCCAAGGCAUUUCUAUUUUAGAAGACAUCUGUGAAUAAUUCUAAAUGAACAGAACAGCUUAAUCUCAUUUGGUUGAUUUGUACCAGUUUACUGCUUUCAUUAAAAGUGAAGAAAAAAAGUGAAUGGUUUGAAUUAUGUAAAUAAUAUAAAAAUUGUAAGCUAUCUAUAAAUAAAAAACAAUUAAAUGGCUAUUUCUGUAUUUUAGAUUAUUUUGUAUGUGAAUACAUGUUAGAUCAGAUCGUGAAUUAAUAAUGCUUUAUAAUUUUAUUAUGAGCAGCCUAAGGGAGGCAAAAAGCCCAUAUGGCAACAAGGACACUAGCAUGCAAAAUAUCUCAUCAAAGAAAAAAACACUUUAAUUUGCAGAUCUAGAUUUCUCCUUAUAGUCCUCAUCACAUGAUUUGACACUGACACUCUAGUUUUGUUUAUCUUAUUGUAAAGUAUUCCUAAAAACUGCAAAAGGAUAAUAACAUUGACCUAUGGUAGGUGCAAUGUGAAGUGAACUAUUUCCUCCUUGGAUCACUUAUACUAAAUGUUUUAUUCACUACCAGUGUUAAUUUAAUUAUGAAUGAAGGAAACAUUCAUGAAUAUAUAUUUUGUCCUUCAUUUAGGAAGAUUUAUAUGUUACCUAAAAGAUUUAUUUUCAAGUUAGUUUCAUAAGUUUUCAGUGACUCCAAAACUUUUGUGGAAAAACAUAAUAUCAACAGCUCUGGUGUGAGAAACAAUUCUUUGUAAACCCAAUUCUAGCUAAUUGUGAAUUAAAAUGUUUCUACAAAGUGAUCUCAAAUCUAUUAUUAUGUUAGUUAAAUUAUUUUUUCACAUGAGUAGUAUUUAAUGAUAAUAUAGAGAUACAAAAAUAAAAAUUAAAAUUUUUAUCUUACCAUGUCAUAAAAACUUAUUAUAUAACUCCAAACAAUUUGGGUUAAUUUAGGGAUAUUUUCUAAGGAAUUCUGGAUGUGAAGAGGCUGGAAAUUUGAAAACAUUGGGUUGGGGGGUGUGUGCACACAAGUCAGAUUCCAGAUAUCACAUAACUUUGUGUAUAAUGUGGAAAACAUUUUUUGUCCUUUACUACUGAGCUCUGCUUUUAAACAACCAGCUACCUAUUAAAUAAAAGGAAACAACACUUUCCUAUUAAUACACAUGUUCCCAACUGAAGCAAAAUUGGAUACUUCCUUAUGAAAAUGAUUAAGUAUCUAAUAAUGUGAUUUGAUAUAUUUUGUAAAUAGUAGAAAAAAAUACCACUUAAGGGAAAAAUAAAUUGUAAAAGGUUUUUACCAUUAUAAUGAAAAAAAUAGCAUACAACUAUUUCUAUAGUCAUAGAUUAUCGAUUUACAUCUGAUUAAAAUUCUGAAUCACAUUAAAUUUUUUUUAAACAGUAAGUUUCAUGAUUUUACAUGGGCAAGUGUUGAGUUUGGCCUAGGUCAUGUUAUUAAGAGAAUGUUGGAAAAAAUUAACAAUUAGUAUAAUUUAUUUUGACCACAGAAGUAACUAAUAUGUAUAAUUAGGGUGAUACUGUAGAAUUUCUCCUCAAUAUGUAUCAACAAACACAAAAGUCAUUCUAAAAUAAGAAGCCCACAGAAGAUAGGCUUUACUAACCCAUUAUUGUUUGUAAUUGAGAAAAAAAUUGAGGCAUCAACCUUAGGACAUGAAGCUGUAGCAGCCAGCUCAUUACAGAAUCUCUGCUACUAACUAGAGUUGUAUCCCUCAGUGUGCUCCACCUUGAGAUAACCUCUGUGUGUCCACAUUGUGAUAAGCUGGUCUACAAGAAAUAUGAAGUGG